AUGUCACAGGAACUUUUGGGUACCAAAGUACUUGCAGGUGAGAAAAUUCGUUUAGAACAAUGGAAACCUUAUCAUGAUUCAAUACCUUUAACAAUUCAACAAAUGUUAGAUUAUGCACAAUUAAAACAAAUAAAAUUAGUUCCAUAUGUUUAUCCACCAUUAGGUUAUCGAUCGAAAGGAAAAGAUCAAGCUUGGCUAUUUCCAAGUUCACAUUGUAAAAAUGUUUGUGCAUCUCUAGCAAGUAUAGAAUUUCAACAAUAUUUUUUACAAUUAUUAAUUGAUUUUGCACAAAUUACAGAAUAUAGUCAAUGGCGUGGUUGGCAAUGGAUUCGUACCGAGUUAUUUGUUGCAUUACCAUAUUUAAUUAUGGAUCAUCGUUAUGCAUCACAAUAUGAUGGUCCUUGGUCAUGGAUAACUUUAAAUGGUUAUACAUCACCUUUAUUAAGUAAUGAAAAUCCUGAAACAUAUCCAAUAUUAUAUCCAUCUUUACAUACUGAUAAAAUAUCUGCAGAUUUUAUGCGUCAAGGAAAUGUGGAACUACGUUUCGAACAUUUCGCAUCAAUGAAUUGUAUUCUUGGUUUUAUUGGACAUCAAACAGAACGUUAUUCAUCCAAUGGAAGUUUACCAUGGAUAGAUAAUAAUUUAAGAGAUUUUGAUUUAAUGGGUUUUUCAUAUUCAUUAUUAUCGAAUAUAGCAACAGCUGGUUUAAAUCUUAUUCAUACAUAUAUACCAGCACGUGAUUUACAAGAAUUUUAUUUAUUACCUGAAAAUUUUUUAGAAUUUUGGUCUUAUUGGUUAAAAUAG
Messenger RNA from Rotaria sp. Silwood1, 804 nucleotides. The record is from the annotation of a GenBank genome assembly. NCBI's taxonomy places the organism in Eukaryota, Metazoa, Rotifera, Eurotatoria, Philodinida, Philodinidae.